Molecule: messenger RNA, 11396 nt
Organism: Canis lupus familiaris (dog)
Lineage: Eukaryota; Metazoa; Chordata; Mammalia; Carnivora; Canidae
Gene: ACVR2B
Product: activin A receptor type 2B
Exons: 11
Coding region: 57-1400 (447 amino acids)
Biological process (GO): cellular response to growth factor stimulus; activin receptor signaling pathway; protein phosphorylation
Cellular component (GO): activin receptor complex; plasma membrane
Molecular function (GO): activin binding; activin receptor activity; ATP binding
Source: RefSeq, a predicted model, not a curated record
CCGCCGCGCGGCCCUGCCCACGGGCUCCGGGUGUCCGCGGGGCGGCGCCGCGGAACAUGACGGCGCCCUGGGCGGCCCUCGCCCUCCUCUGGGGAUCGCUGUGCGCGGGUUCCGGGCGCGGGGAGGCCGAGACUCGGGAGUGCAUUUACUACAACGCCAACUGGGAGCUGGAGCGCACCAACCAGAGUGGCCUGGAACGCUGCGAGGGUGAGCAAGACAAGCGGCUGCACUGCUACGCCUCCUGGCGCAACAGCUCUGGCACCAUCGAGCUGGUCAAGAAGGGCUGCUGGCUGGACGACUUCAACUGCUACGACAGGCAGGAGUGCGUGGCCACCGAGGAGAACCCCCAGGUGUACUUCUGCUGCUGUGAAGGCAACUUUUGCAACGAGCGCUUCACCCACUUGCCGGAGGCUGGGGGCCCGGAAGUCACGUACGAGCCACCCCCGACAGCCCCCACCCUGCUCACGGUGCUGGCCUACUCGCUGCUGCCCAUCGGGGGCCUCUCCCUCAUCGUCCUGCUGGCCUUCUGGAUGUACCGGCAUCGCAAGCCUCCCUACGGCCAUGUGGACAUCCACGAGGACCCUGGACCUCCUCCUCCGUCCCCUCUGGUGGGCCUGAAGCCUCUGCAACUGCUGGAGAUUAAGGCUCGGGGGCGCUUUGGCUGUGUCUGGAAGGCACAGCUCAUGAAUGACUUUGUGGCUGUCAAGAUCUUCCCACUCCAGGACAAGCAGUCGUGGCAGAGUGAGCGGGAGAUCUUCAGCACGCCUGGCAUGAAGCAUGAGAACCUGCUGCAGUUCAUUGCUGCUGAGAAGCGAGGCUCCAACCUUGAGGUGGAGCUCUGGCUCAUCACGGCCUUCCAUGACAAGGGCUCCCUCACGGAUUACCUCAAGGGGAACAUCAUCACGUGGAAUGAACUGUGUCAUGUGGCAGAGACAAUGUCAAGAGGCCUCUCAUACCUUCAUGAGGACGUGCCGUGGUGCCGUGGUGAGGGCCACAAGCCGUCUAUUGCCCACAGGUACCUAGGGACUUCAAAAGCAAGAAUGUAUUGCUCAAGAGUGACCUCACAGCCGUGCUGGCUGACUUUGGUCUGGCUGUUCGGUUUGAGCCAGGGAAACCUCCGGGGGACACUCACGGGCAGGUGGGCACACGGCGGUACAUGGCUCCUGAGGUGCUUGAGGGAGCCAUCAACUUCCAGAGAGAUGCCUUCCUGCGCAUUGAUAUGUACGCCAUGGGGCUGGUGCUGUGGGAGCUUGUGUCCCGCUGCAAGGCUGCAGAUGGACCCGUGGAUGAGUACAUGCUGCCGUUUGAGGAAGAGAUUGGCCAGCACCCAUCACUGGAGGAGCUGCAAGAGGUGGUUGUGCACAAGAAGAUGCGGCCUACCAUUAAGGAUCACUGGCUGAAGCACCCGGGCCUGGCCCAGCUCUGCGUGACCAUCGAGGAGUGCUGGGACCAUGAUGCCGAGGCUCGUCUGUCUGCAGGCUGCGUGGAGGAGCGGGUGGCCCUGAUCAGGAGGUCGGUCAACGGCACUACCUCGGACUGUCUUGUCUCCCUGGUGACCUCCGUCACCAAUGUGGACCUGCCCCCUAAGGAGUCGAGCAUCUAAGCCCAGGACACGAGUGGAUCUGAAGAGGAAAGAAAAAAAAGUUGUGUUUUGUUUUGGAAAUCCCAUAACACCAACAAACACAUAAAAUGCAGCUGCUAUUUUACCUUGACUUUUUAUUAUUAUUAUAAUUAUUAUAAUUAUUAUUAUUAAUAUUAUUUUUUGGAUUGGAUCAGUUUUUACCAGCACAUUGCUCUACUGUAUCGCAAACAGCGGACACGUCAGCAGGCGUUGAGGUGCUGAGCUGUGAAUGCAGAACCAGCGCCAUGCUGAAGAGCCUCAGCCACCUCCUGUCCUUUGGGGUUCAUUUUUCCCGCUUUCUCUUUAUUUGUUGUCUCAGAAUCUGUGACACAAAGAAACCCAUCUCCUGUCUUAGGAAACUUAAUGCUGCAAACUCUACCUAGAGGAACCUUUGAAGACUGUUACAUAAGAACACACCUUCCUCAGAGGAGGAGUCCCCCCAGCCCUUGUCCCCCCACUCCCCCUUAUUGUUUUUCUCCCUUUUUAGACAGUGAGUUUCAGAAACAGCAGAUGUGUCUUUCACGGAUUAACGGGUGUUGUCCUGACUGAGGAAAAACGGGGAUGAGAAGGAGGAUGGUUUGGACCGGAGUUGGAAGGGGAGGGCAGAGCUGGGGAUGGGAUUUGGAGCAGAGCUACACUGGACUUGGGCAUAUUCGGAGCAACAUCCCUUGCUAAGAUGCUACUUCUCAGGUAACCAGGAAUCGUGGGGAAGGACUGUGUGGGGGGCCGAGCAUUAACAGCAAGAGCGGGGUUUGGAGAAAGUCUGAAAGCAGGUGUGGCUCUGACCCGUCUGUUGGCCCUGACCAGUUUUUUCCCAUUGACUUGGGCUUGGGCGUUGGACGAAACAUUUUCUCUGCCCUAAUUUUAAGGUUAGGUAAGGGUAGAAAUCAUCAUGGCUUAGUGACCAUAUUCUUCAUAAGACAAUGCUGUAAUUAUCUGUAGUGGAGGAAGAAGUUAUAACACACUGCUUCCUCCCAGAGCAGUUCAGGGAAAUGCCCACGGGCGCCCUGCACAGCCAGGUUAAGAGGGUUCCCUGGGCAGGGCUGCCACGCCUGCUGCUCUGAAGACCUGAGGGUCCUGCAGUGCAAGCUUUGCCUUGUGUGGUGACAUUGCUGCCCCUUUCUGUGGCUCGUGCACAUGGCUUUCUCCAGACCCCUCAAAGAGGUGCAUAUUCAAAAACCGUUUCUCUAUUAUGCCAUAACCUUGCUCUAGUCAGUGAAUGUUCCUAAUGCUGCUGUUUCAACAUUUGAAUUUUUUUAAUUUAUGAGACAUGCAAAUUUUUUAAAAAAACGAAACAUACAUCCACAUAGACACACAUGCUUUGCAAUGUGGCUUCCGAGGUUUAAAUUUUGAAAAGUUAAAAGAAUUAAAACUUCACGACCACAGACCACCUCAAACCAGAAAUACCUCAAUUUUCUACUUGUGUAAGUUUUAUUAUAUAUUUUAUUAGUUGUGUUGUCUCGUAGUAAGUAUAUUUUAAUGUAAGUUGGCUUUUAUGACAAGAAAGUUUAAAAGAAAUAGAGAAAAAGAAAAAAAAGUUUGAGUCUUCUAGGGAGUGCUACCAUUUUUGUUUGAUAACGCCCCCUUGUAAAUAAUUGUCAUCAACUGUAGAUUGGCUUUCUGGGCCGUCUGGGCAUUCAUCAUUCUUGUUUAUGAAGGCUUUUCCCUCUGGGUUUCUUGAGACUUUUAUUUAAAAACUGGAUCUCUUUCAUCUUGAGGGUAGGUGAGGCAGUGAGCGAUGGGGAGAGGUUGACCUGGGUGAGAACGGGACAGGAGUGCCUCCUCUUGACUUACAUGGAGGUUUAGAUCUUUCCCUCAACUGGAUUGGUUAGUGUUCAGAAUGACAGGUAACCCCACUGUAACUUGGCCAGAUGGUGGCCCUUAGACGUGCUGGAGGUAAAUUUCCUUAAGCAGCAGCGAUGGCGGAGGAGGCCGGUAGUGUCUCCAUGAGUCCACACUGUGACUCUGGGCAGUCUUUGAGAGAGUGGAGAGUUCUCACGGCACCCUGGCAUCACAGUAUGAGGGUGCCUGCUCCCCACUGGGCACACUGUGUGCGUCUGGGGCUUGCCCCUUGGCUGCGUCCCUUUACUGCAUGUCUGGGCACAGGGUACUGUGAGAGGUGAGUAGUGUCCCUCUCAGAGCUCAGUUUUUGUUUCAAAGGUCAAGCUGUGAGCUGGCCAAGGUGGUUACAGGGACAAGAUUUUGUUGGGUAAGCUGUGUUGUCUUUUUUUUCCUUUUUUUUUUUUUAAAUUAUUUUGUGCUGUGGUAUUUUUCUUCCCUCGGAAUAAUUUUUAACAGCAAAACAGGCCUUACAGCAGUUGCUUUUCUUUUCCACUUAUUUCUUUAAAAAGCUUUAAAAUAUUUAUUGAAAAGUGCCAUAUCUAAUUUCUUUAGCUUUCACCUCAGGCAGUGCAUCUCUACUUUUCUAGCAUCUGCUUUUCAACCUCGGCAACAAAUAAACCACUAACAGAUGUAGCUGAUUCACCACAGGAAUGAUCAGAUCCCUCAUCCUGCCCAUCGUGGAACACUAAACCCCUGCCUCUCCAUUUGGUUUUAGAUUUCCUCUGGAUGAUUUUUUUGUCUGGCUUGAUUCUUGUGAGAACAAGUUUUUGGCCUGGCUGUGGAGGGUUGAGCUGUGGCAUUGGUGUGGGACCUGCUUGUCCAGAUGCAGUACAGAUGGGGCUGGCCUUCCUAUUGGCCUACAGGCCUUUUAUCUGGAUGGGCUCCCUCUUUGCCGACCUUGUGCUCAGCUGCUCUGGUAGCUUUUGGGUCUUGGCACCAGAAUGAAGUGUCUGGAGAUGGUUCCUGUGUGGGCUGGCCCAGUGAGGGGAGUCUGAGGAGCGCCAGUCCUUUGGGCUUCAGGCUGCCUCUCCCUUGUGCUGUGGUAUAAAAUGCACCCAUUGGGCAAUAUCCCUGCCUGCUGCUGAUGGCAGAAGAAGGUGGGUGAUCUUUUUCCAGGGUAUGCCCCUGGGAGCCUGGGAUGGGUCUUUUGCACCAGACCCUUUUGUCUGUGUGCUGUCAUGUAUUCUUUGGGGAGCAGCAAACCAUUUAGAGAACUGGUUUGUGUUUAUUGGGUUGUAGGGCCUCUGUCUGUGCUCUUUUCCACAAAGAUUUCAUGUUGUGUCCACCUCUGGGGAGCUCAGAAAACUAGCUUCCCCCCUCCCCCUCCAGCUCUUGUAGCAGCCUGGUAGAGGUUGAACAUCAUUUUGCCUGUUACUGGGAGAGGCUGCCCCAUCUAGGCAUCUAGGUUGGGAGAGUGGUCAAGCCAGAGGAGAGAGGUGGCCAAGGAUCCUUGCUCCUUCGUUUCUAGUGUUCUAUCCACACAGGCUCCUGGCUGUGGGGUGGGCUUUGGGAGAGAAUGUGUUCUGUUUGGAAAUACCCGUGAUCACUGGGAAGAUACACUGAGCCAGAGAAAUACAGGAAUGAUCAAGAGAAGGAGGAGGUAAGUGGGGAACAGAGGCCAUGGUUUAACAGUGUCCUGCAAAGAACUCUUGAUGACGGUCCAGAGGAGGCCUUGGACGUAGUCCUUAGGGGCUGGCAUCAGCCAGGUUUUCUCCUGGGACCACUGGUCCCUCCCAGGAGUCCUUUGAGUGAGGUACUCAGGGUGAGGGCUAUAGGUGGAGCAUCCUUAGGAGGAAGGAAGAUGUGGCUGUGAAGGGAAAUGGUGAGCAUCAUCGGCCUGUCAUCAGCUGUCACUCUUCAACAUGGUCUGCUUGUCCUUCGUUGUUCAACAUGGCUCUGUAGGUGUAAGUGCCCAAAGGGAUUAGUGAUGCCUGGGGAGGAGUUCCCCAUGUGUGCCAGCUGCUUCUGACCCAGAAUUCUUCCCGUCUGGACUUGGGCAUGUGUGCAGGACAAGAGAGAUUUUGUUUAGCUUUGAACAUCUUCAAGUGGCUUGAGCCCCCUACUCCCAUAUUCUGAGCCCAGUUAAGAAUCUCUCCAGUCUUCUUGUCAUGGCUGGUCAUGCAUGCCUUGCUUUAAAAAGCAAAGCAAAGCAGGUGAUCAGCACUUUCCCGCUCUGUCACCUUUUUCUCCAGCUGCCAUGUUCUUGAGCUCCCUGCUACCCUGACACCCUGCACGGAAUACUUGAACUGUGUGUGUGGUGUUUCUUUGGUGGCAAGCCUGGCUGCCUUUGUGUGUGUAUGUGUGCUGUGUGGGGCUCAGGCCUGUUAUGUGGCCCCUAUGCUCUGAGCCAUAAGGGUAGAGAGGCAGACUGGGUGGCCCUCUUAAAAGUGGAAUUUUGCCUUUUAUAGGAUGCAGUGUAAAGUUCUCAGCACAUACUGGUAAUACAAGGAUUUGGUGGUUUUUAGCAAUAUAGUAAGCAUACGUAUGUAAGUUUUUAGAAUUGGUACUAUAAGUGGAACGGCCAAGAGUUAUUCCUGAGAACUUGGCUUACUAGAUCAGUAUCUGAAUUGCAAAUAAUUUCCUAUAGCUAACUCAGUUUGAUUGUUAGUCCCAGCUAUCUCAGUAGCCUUUUGGGUUCUUAAUGGUUCAUCUUUGGAGAGAUAGCCAGGCCUGGUUCACGUUUUGGGGGCUCCCUAGACCACACCUUUCCAAGAAGCACAGUGAAUUUACUCCUCUAUCCACCCUACCCCCUACUCCCCCCUACCCCCCCAUCCAGGGUGAGCAGCCAGAAAGGAAAGAGGGCAAGGUGGCCUUUUCUCUUCAUUUGGGUGCCAUGAAUUCCUUGGUUAGGGGCUGUUUAUAAAAGCUGAACUAAUAAAAUAGUCAGUAGCUAAUAAGUGUUCAACCUAGUAAUGACGAGUUUAAAUCUUGAUCAACAGUAAUGUUUUAGGUAAAGAAACAGGCCUAGUAAUUCAGUUGAUGAACUGUUUAUCUUCUCAGUCUAGAUUUAAUGAAUUCAGGAUUAUAUGCAUAGUUGUUUAAGUAAGAUUCCUGGUAGAUGAUUUGUAACCAGCAAUCCACCUAUGAAUGUAUCCCAAACCUUUAGAAGGCUUGGAAAAGUUUUUUAAGAUAAUGACUUAGUUUUGUAGCAAAAAGAAAUUGAAGUUUAAAAUGCCUCCUUGGAAAUUAAUUCAGCUGACUCAGCUACAUUUUAAAAACAGUGGGUCCAAGAGACCCAUGAACUCAUCAAAUAAAAGUCCAAAUUCUCUAGAGGGAUAUUUUGAGUAUUUCUAUUUUAUACUCAUUUGGGGGCCAUUGUAAACUUUGGUUUGAACAGGAUUUUGAAUUUAGAUAAUUUACCACUAUUUAAAUUGUACCAAGCUUUUACAUUUUUGUGACCAUAUCUUCCAGGUGUGAAUGAAGGAGGAUGUUUUGAUUGUGGUACUCCACGUAUCCCUGUAGUGCCAAAACCAGUGAUACUUUAUUUGCUCCUAUGGCAGCUUGUAGAGAUAAUACAAGUGGUUUUUCCUCAUGAAUUAAAAUGCAUAGUCUCUAAAUGCCAGUAUGUGGUGAUGGGCCCUGUGCUGCCCUUCCUCUCUGGGAGUAUCUUUGAACUGUCUGGGGCCUACACAAUUCUGAGAGCCACUGCACACCAACCACAGGACCCCAGAGAAGUAUACGCUUGGGCACAUGUGUAUGCAGUUGAUUAUUCAAACGCAGGCUCUCUGGACAUCCGUGGGAAAGUGUUACAUUUAUUUGCAAAGUUUACAUUUUUGAGCUCACAGUUAUGAAAAGUAUGACCCAUUAUUAGCUAAUGCUUUUUAGGCAGGUGAGGAUGGGUGUUUUGUAUUUUGCUUUGUUUUGUUUUGACAAAUGGAUGAGUUCUGUCUUGAGUCCUGGGAAUUUCUGCUAUUGGUUGGGCACAGGAUCAUUCUGUUUUUCCCAAUCACGUUUGCAUUGGAAUGUUGUUAGGUAGCAUUGUAAAUAAAAGAAUAGGUUAUAUAAUAGAGAUAUGACACUUGAAAUUUUACUUUAAAAAAAUCUAUAGCUCUACAUAUAUAUUUAGUUAUAUCACCUGACAGAUUCUUCUGCACAGUGUGGAGAUUGUUUUAUACCACAGAUUAUUUUUAUAAAGUCUAGUGAGUUUGAAUGGGAAUGAUUUUGUAAUCAGACUAAUGAGCUUUACCUUUCAGGAUAAAUGUACACUGGAGUGUGAGUGGUGUGGAGCUUUUACCUAGUGUUCAUAUGGAUUCUCACGAUACACUGGCAGAUGGGAGGCCAUUUAUGGGUCUUGUUUGGCCAAAACUCCACUUGAAGCUGUGAGGGACAGUGAUGCUUCUGCUCAGCUCCCUGCAGAUUGGGUGGCAAGGGGCUGAGGAGAGGCAAGAAGAGCCUGCGGUGUGUUUUACAUUUGUGCUUCCUCCUGAGAUUUCUUCUGAACAAAGCGUUCUGAAGUUAGAAAUGAGUUUGUGAAUUCCUAUUACAGGAUGUAGUCAUAUGAGGGUGUUUUGAGGAACAGAAAUCAUAUGGGAGUGUAGAUUGGAGCAGGUUGGGAUGAUUAAGAUUCAGGCUAUAAACAGUUAUAAUGAGAGUUUGGUGAUUUGAGGAAUCCACAAAACUGAAUUAUCUAGGACCAAAUUUUCCAGUUUUCAGGACAGAAUUUCCAGUUGACUAAUUAUUCAGAAUAGGAGGGUGGUGUGUGGACACAGCAAUCAACUUAAAUGGUGAGCUGCCAGGCACAUUGUGUCUUUUCUGGUUGGGGCCUCUUGGACACACGAGUGCUUGGGGCAGCUCCCUGCUUUCAUCUAUUGCAUCCAACCAGGAGUGCUCUGAGGAAGUUCAGAGCCCCAUACCAGAGGGCAUCUUCCAGCUGUCACAUAGCCCUUCCUGCUCUUCCUAAAAAGGUCAGCAUGACUACCACGAUAUGGGAGGUGGUCUUCAUGUUAUUAGCCUUUUUAUUUUGGGGUAGAGAGUAGAUGGCUAUUUGGGUGAGCCUUUUGGAUGGUGCGAUACAGGGAAGGUGAACGAUGAAGCUGAUUCUUUGUAUCGUCACUGCCAGUCCUGAGGCCCAGCUGAAGGCCUGUCCCCCGGCCCUGGGCUGCUGCACUCAGAACUAUACUGGUUGGGACAGUUUUGUCAGGAGAAUCCCUGAUGUGUCAUUUUAAACGAGCUGUGGUUUUUCUUCAGUUUGGUUCAGAGUGAAGUUUUACACUUGACCCCUUUUGUACUUUGGAUAAAUAUAGUUUCAGCAGGUCCAGUAGCACUCGAGGAACUAGCCUGUCAUUCCUUUCCCUGCUCCCUGUGAAAGAACAUUUCUCUGCUUUCCAGCCACGUGUCUUGGAAUGUAAUUUUGUUGUGCCUUUGUUUUUGUCACCUGCCUUCCCCCAAAAGCAACUGCUGUAAGCUUUUUUCUACUUGUCUUUUCUAGCCCAAAACCCUACCUUUUUCCUUUUUCCCAGCUGUAAUUUCUGGAUGCAGUUACAUGCUCCAGGUAUUUGAAGAACCAGUUACCUCAGACCUCAUGUUGAACAGUGUCACCAUCUGGGUCCUCUCGAUACUGCAGGCUUGUAACAUACACAUGCAGGAACCCUGCCAAGUACGGGCACUUAUUUGUUUUAAAGUUAAACUCUUCCCAAGGACUGAAAAGGGGGCUUCUGGCAAGCUCUUCACUGCACUGUGGUGGGAUAGGUCUAGAGUGUCAUCUGAACGGUGCUUCCUGGGUUCCUCUCUGAAUUCUGCCAUUUUCAGUAUUCUCGAGUCUGAAUAGGCAAAGUGAUUCAAUUGGCUGGUCUUGCACACAAAUCAGUUCCAAAGAUGAGCUCUUUGUAACACAUUUCCAGUCACUACAACUCAAAUGUGUAGAACAUUCCUUUAAAUGGCAGGAUUAAAAAACCCACCAUCCACCACUGUGCAUUUUGGGAAGAUGUCUGUAGCAUAUGUUGCUGUGAAAUUAGGCCUUGCGGGAUACGGCUGUUUGUCAUUUUGAUGUAUUUUAAAUAAAUAUAUAUAUAUAUAUAUAUUUUUAAAGAGCCUUUUUUACCAGUUCAAAAAGUUUAAUUAACCAGCAGUCACCACAUCUGAAUUUUUGUCUCUGGGGCAUAGAUGGCAGACCAAGAUAAAAAGUGGUAACUCAGCCAUAAGAGCGUGGGAUGCCUGCCUGGGCUGUCCUGCUGACCAUGGGAUGCCAAGGUCAGUAUGUUCCCAGUGGGUUCUGAUCAGCCCUCAGAGUGUUUGGUCUCUGCCCUGAUCAGUGGACUGUUGACUUCAGUCCCUGCAAGUGCUUUAGCCCAAGUGGGGUUUUCUCAGAGCACUGCCACAAGCUAAGUGUAUGUUUAGCCAAAUAAUUUCUCCAUUAAGGGAAAAAUGCGCUCAUUCAAAUGUUACCAGCAGUGACAGAGAUGAGAGUAGGAAAGAUUAGGCAACAUCGGGGUUUUGAUUUGGAAAGUGUCCAGGUCACUGUCAAAGGCCGUCUGAGAGCCAGUGAUCACAAAGAUAUUCUUAGGAGACCUCAUCUGGAAGUGUUAAGACCUCCUGUGAGUGGAGGGAUUGCUAAAAUGCCAGCAGCUUUUUCCCCCCAUUUUUUUUCUAGAAUUCUGUAAAAAUGCAAAGAAAAUUGGGUGGUACUUAAGAAUUGAGGGUGAGGGUUACCGCAGAAUAGAAGCAUACUUCUAGAUUUCAGUUCCAUACCACAAAUCCACACAAUGCCAUUUUUCAACUGUACAAAAGAAUCUGCUUAUGAAUUUGACAUGAUCUUAGUGGUAGCGUCAAAGGGCCGAAUUUUUCACCUGUUAAUAUUUUUCCACAUUUGUCCUUGAAUCUGAGUAACUUUACAGUACUGUAAAUUUAACUUACAUUGAGUUUGAUGUCAAUUCUUGUGAAAAGAGCUUCUGCAUGUAACAGAUACACAGUUAAAGAACACAGCAGAAUACAAAUUUUGCAGGAUGAAUUUUGGAACCAACAGAAAAUGUCACCUCUCAUUUGCCAUCUUUAUGUAUCAGUUUUACGAGCUACUUCUAAAUUUGUACAUUAUGUGUAAGGAAAAGAAGGAAAACCCUAAGACUCGUCUAACUUAGUGGAGAAUAUGUAUGUCGGGUUUAGGAUGGAUAGUGAAGUCUUACUGAGCUGUGUUAUCUAACUUGUAUAUAACAAUUGUAAUUAAAAGUCUGGAUUCACCUGUUUCUUGCGGUUUAAAACAAUGAGUAAUUACAAACUCUGGAAAUGUGACUAGUAUAUGACUUUAAGGCUGUAGAAGUGAGGAAGCUCUUCAAGUGCUAAAAAUAAAGACUUUUAGUUUUUGGCUCAAAUUCAGUAAGUACUGUUUGUAUACCAGGAUAUGUGAGAUGUAAAUGUAAUAGGUCACUUUUCACCCUUGUAGCUAUAAAAUAAAAAUUUUGUAGAACAGAAAUAGCUUGUACUACUGAAUUAACAAAAGUUAUACUAAAGUAUCAUGUUAAAAAAUAUAUAUAUAUACACACACAUACACACACACACAGAGUUAAUCUUGUUGCUGUUACCCUGUCUGGAUUUGAAGAGUGUGCUGAUAUAUAUAUAAAUAUAUAUAUCACACACAUACAUAUAUAUUAUAUACACGCACACAUCUAAAAUGGCCUAAAGCAGACAUCCAUGUAAUUACAGUUGCAAAAUGAAGACAUUUUGGAAAGAACAUUGUAUCAUAGUUCAUUCAUUUGCAGUGGAUCUUUGUUCCUUUUUACUGUGGUAAUUUUAGAAAUGAGUGUCAAGUUUGAAAUUAGAUCUGCUAAGUUGGGGUUUUGCUGCUUGAACUCUGCACUGGGUCCUCAAAUAAACCGAUGUGAAUGUAGUUUUUCCCCCUGUGUGAAGAAGCAGCCACACCCCAACAGAAUAGGAGGAAAAAUCUAGAGCUAUUUCAAGUUUUAUCUUUUUGUAUAUGAAAAUAAAAUAAUAAUAAUAAAAC